This is a messenger RNA of Caenorhabditis elegans, 2952 nucleotides long. RefSeq names its product Coatomer subunit gamma (gene copg-1). NCBI's taxonomy places the organism in Eukaryota, Metazoa, Nematoda, Chromadorea, Rhabditida, Rhabditidae. The transcript has 7 exons. The coding region runs from base 88 to 2745 and encodes 885 amino acids. Gene Ontology annotation, molecular function: structural molecule activity. The record is from RefSeq and is marked reviewed. Gene Ontology annotation, cellular component: cytoplasm; Golgi apparatus; COPI vesicle coat. Gene Ontology annotation, biological process: intracellular protein transport; vesicle-mediated transport.
AGAUUGACUCACUUUGAACUAAUCUCCAUCAUUUAUGCACAGUUGAAAAUUUUCAGAAGCUGAAAGUUUGAAAAAUAACACGUAAAAAUGAGUGCCCCAAAAACUAAAGGAGGUCAAUCUUCAAGAAUGAAGACCAACAAGAAGGAUGAGGAAACCGGGGGAAACGUCUAUGCUCACCUCGAUAAGACCUCCGUUCUUCAGGAAGCUCGCGCCUUCAACGAGACACCGAUCAACGCGAGGAAAUGUUGUUUCAUCUUGUCGAAGUUGAUUUACAUCAUUCAACAAGGAGAAUCAAUCGGAAGAACAGAAGCAACUGAGGCCUUUUUUGGUGUCACAAAGCUUUGGCAGAGCAAGGAUGUCAGUCUACGCCGCAUGGUUUAUCUCGCUGUGAAGGAAUUGGCUGAAGUUUCUGAUGAUGUCAUUAUUGUCACUUCAAGUCUUACAAAGGAUAUGACUGGAAGAGAAGAUCUCUACAGAGCAGCUGCGAUACGUGCUCUUUGCAAGAUUACCGACACUGGAAUGUUGCAAACUAUUGAAAGAUACAUGAAACAGGCUAUCGUUGAUCGAAACAGUGCGAUUUCUUCAUCGGCUAUCGUCUCUUCCAUUCAUUUGAUGCGUAAGUCUUCCGAGGUAGUUCGUCGUUGGGCUAAUGAAGUACAAGAAGCUGUUUCAUCGGACAACCACAUGGUUCAAUACCACGCUCUGGCCCUUCUCUAUCAAAUCCGUGCCAACGAUCGUCUCGCUGUGAACAAACUCGUCCAGAAGUUCAGCAAAAAUGCUCUUCGUAGUCCAUAUGCUGUGUGCUAUUUGAUCCGCAUUGCCACUAGAUGUCUUGUCGAUGACGAUCAUUGCAGGCCAGAUUCUUCUGUUUUCACAUUCAUUGAAUCGUGUCUUCGUCACAAGAGCGAGAUGGUAGUCUAUGAAGCAGCUAGAGCCAUUGUUUCACUUCCACAAACCACUCCAUCGGAGAUUCAGCCAGCAAUCACUGCUCUGCAAAUGUGCUGCACUUCUCCAAAAGCAGCAGUUCGCUUUGCCGCAGUUCGAACUCUCAACAAAGUCGCAAUGGCUCACCCGAACGCAGUUAUGAGCUGCAAUGUGGAUCUUGAGAAGUUCAUAACGGACCCGAACAGAUCUAUUGCAACUCUUGCCAUCACCACCCUCCUCAAGACUGGAGCCGAGUCUAGUGUUGAAAGACUCAUGCAACAAAUCGCUGGCUUCGUAAACGAGAUCUCGGAUGAGUUCAAAAUUGUUGUGGUCGAUGCUAUUCGCUCACUGUGCUCACGUUAUCCUCGAAAGCAUACUGUUAUGAUGCCUUUCCUUGCUAAGAUGUUGCGUAGUGACGGAAGUUACGAUUACAAGAAAGCAAUUGUGGAAACUAUUAUUGCAAUCAUCGAAGAGAAUCCAGAUGCUAAAGUUGCUGGAUUGGCUCACCUUUGCGAAUUCAUUGAAGACUGUGAGCACGAUAAUCUUUCUACUCGUGUUCUUCAUCUCCUCGGGAGAGAAGCUCCAAAAACUCCAAACCCAUCAAGCUACAUUCGAUUCAUCUACAACCGCGUAAUUUUGGAGAGCACCAAAGUUCGGGCCGCUGCAGUUACAGCUCUCGCCAAAUUUGGAGCACAGUGCGUUGAUUUGCGUCCAUCGAUUCAAGUUCUUCUGAAACGCUGCCUUUUGGAUUCUGAUGACGAAGUUCGUGAUCGUGCCACCUUCUACCUCAAAAUGCUUACUGAAGCAGCCGAAGGCCUCAUUCACAACUUUAUUCUUGACGGACUUCAAGUUUCGCCAUCUGGUCUCGAGCGCUCAAUUCUUGACUAUCUCCGAUCCGGAUCUUACUCUUCUCCAUUUGAUCUUCGAGUUGUUCCUGUUACUCAACAAGCUCUUUCUCAACCUGAAAAACGUGUUCCUCAACUUGUGGAAGAAGAAGAGAAACCGAAAGCUCCUAAAGUUGAGCCAUAUGCUGCACAGCUGGCUGCUAUUCCACAGUUUGCUGCUCUUGGUCCAGUCUUCAAGUCAUCUACCAGAAUUGCUCUCACGGAAUCAAUUGCUGAAUACACUGUUCAUAUGAUCAAGCAUACAUUUGCCAAUGCCAUGGUUCUGCAGUUUGAAUGCAAAAAUACAAUGAAUGACCAGCUUCUUCUUGAUGUUUCUGUUGAAUUGGAAGAUCCAGAUGGAGAAUGGGAAACUGGAAAUACUGUUCAAAUUGAUAAACUUCCCUAUGGAGAAGUUCAUUCAGCCUUUUCACUUCUAGAAUUCCCUGAUUCUGGAGCCAUCUCUGGAAGUUUAGGUGCUAUUCUCAAGUUCAAGGUGAUGGAUGUAGAUCCAACUUCCGGGGAACCUGAUUCGGAUGACACAUACGAGCAAACAUAUGUGCUGGAAGAAGUUGAUGUUAAUGUGUCGGAUUCGGUUCAAGGAGUCGCAAAAUCUUCAUUUGGAUCUGCUUGGGAAGCGUUGGGAGACGAUGCAACAAGAGAAGAAACAUUCCAAUUGUCAACAGUGGAAAAUAUUCCUGAUGCUGUCAAGAAAAUAUCUGAAAUUUUGGGACUUGUUCCUUGUGAACGGUCCGAUCGUGUUCCUGAAGGAAAGACGCAACACACAGUGUUCCUUUCCGGAGUUUUUCGUGGUGGAUAUGAUGUUCUUUCGAAAGCCACGGUCGCGGUGGAUCCAAACGACAAUUCAAUUGCCAUGAAUAUUAUUAUCAAAUCGAAUGAACCACUCGUCGCAGAUUUGGUUAUCUCCGCAGUUGUCUAAAAUUAUUCGGGAAUGUCCUGCGCCGCUGUUUUUCUGAUUUUAAAUGUCACCGCAUGUUUUUUUUUCUAAUUUAUUGACCGGCGUUCGACAAUUGUGAUGUAUGUGUGUUUUAAUUGGUAUUUUUGCUUCUUAUUUAUUGUGCGUUUUCGUGUUUAUAGCUAUUGCUUCCAAAAAAAUUGAAAAAAUAAAAUGGGAAGUCUCAUUAUA